Messenger RNA from Colossoma macropomum (tambaqui), 993 nucleotides. RefSeq names its product olfactory receptor 1496-like. Lineage: Eukaryota; Metazoa; Chordata; Actinopteri; Characiformes; Serrasalmidae. Gene Ontology annotation, biological process: G protein-coupled receptor signaling pathway. The record is from RefSeq and is a predicted model, not a curated record. Gene Ontology annotation, molecular function: olfactory receptor activity; G protein-coupled receptor activity. Bases 1 to 993 code for a protein of 330 amino acids. Gene Ontology annotation, cellular component: membrane. The transcript has a single exon.
AUGACAUCCGUGGCAUCCCUUGAAAAUACUACAUUCAUUCGUCCCCCUACAUUUUACAUCAGUGGAUUGUACAACGUGCCGCAUACAAAAUAUUACUAUAUGUUUUUGUGCUUUGUGUACGCUGUGACUAUUUUAGGGAAUUCUUUUAUAAUGGGUACUAUAUACCUGGCACGCACUCUGCACACAGCAAAGUAUAUAGCUGUCUUCAACUUGGCCUUGUCUGAUCUGGGUGGAAGCUCUGCUAUUAUUCCUAAGUAUGCAGACAUGUUUCUGAGUGAGAACCAGUACAUACCUUAUGAGGACUGUCUGACAAGCAUGUUCUUUGUUUUUCUUUUUAUGACCAUGCAGUCCUUUACUCUGCUUUCUUUGGCCUUUGACAGAGUAAUUGCUAUAUGUUUUCCUCUGAGGUAUCAUGCUAUUGUCACCAAAACCACAAUGAGUCUGAUCAUUGGUGUUUUGUGGCUUAUCUCUGUAUUUCUUGUUACCAUCCGUUUGGUUCUGAUUGGCAGACUGUCCUUCUGUAGAUCUACCAUAGUUUACAGUUAUUUCUGUGAUUAUUUCCCCAUCUUCACACUAGCUUGUAAUGAUAAUUCUCCUAAUUACGCCUUGGCUUAUGUCAACGUUUCUGUUCUGCUUUGCAUUCCAUUGAUGCUAAUAGGUUUUUCAUAUGUUUGUAUUGGUGUUGCUCUGUGUAAGAUCUCACAAGGUGCUGAACGAAUCAAAGCUAUGAAAACCUGCACAUCUCAUCUCAUAUUAGUGGCCAUGUUUUAUCUACCAAUCAUUAGCGUUUAUAUUAGUGCUCAUACAACAUACAUACAUCCAAACACUAGAAUAAUCAACUCCGUUCUAACACAAAUAAUUCCACCCAUGUUAAACCCCAUCAUAUAUACUCUGAAGACAGAGGAGGUAUUGCAGUCUAUUAAAAUACUCUACAAACGAAUGAAGGUGAACUUUGCAAUGGAAGAUCCUGUGAAAAACAUUGUGAAGAAUUAA